Messenger RNA from Gadus morhua (Atlantic cod), 2293 nucleotides. It is a transcript of the gene strn3, whose product is annotated as striatin, calmodulin binding protein 3. The record is from RefSeq and is a predicted model, not a curated record. Lineage: Eukaryota; Metazoa; Chordata; Actinopteri; Gadiformes; Gadidae. The transcript has 16 exons. Gene Ontology annotation, molecular function: armadillo repeat domain binding; protein-containing complex binding; calmodulin binding. The coding region runs from base 76 to 2229 and encodes 717 amino acids. Gene Ontology annotation, cellular component: dendrite.
GCCGGGGUGACCGGCGGGAGAUCGACCAGUCGAUCGGAGCGCUGCUGGGACUUUCCUACUUUCUCUCCAGAAAACAUGGAUGAAGGAGGAGGUGGAGGUGGAGGAGGAGGAGGGGUGGGAAUGGCCGCCCCGCGACAGCCGCAGCAAGGGAACAACAACCCCGCUAACCCGCCGACGGGCGGCGGGGCUGGCGGGGCUCUGGUGCCCCAGCAGCAGCAGCAGCCGGCAGAGGAGAUGCCCCCGCGGCCCCAGCAGUACACUAUCCCCGGCAUCCUGCACUACAUCCAGCACGAGUGGGCCCGCUUCGAGAUGGAGAGGGCGCACUGGGAGGUGGAGCGGGCCGAGCUGCAGGCCAGGAUAGCGUUCCUCCAGGGAGAGAGGAAGGGUCAGGAGAACUUGAAGAACGACCUCGUCCGAAGAAUCAAGAUGUUGGAAUAUGCCCUGAAGCAGGAGCGAGCGAAGUACCACAAGUUAAAAUACGGAACUGAGCUGAACCAAGGAGAGGUGAAGCCUCCAAGCUUUGAAACAGAUGAAACCAAAGAAGCAGAAGUCACGUCUCCGCCAAACUGUCAGCUGACCUGGAAACAAGGAAGACAGCUGCUCAGACAGUACCUGCAGGAGGUGGGCUACACAGACACCAUCCUGGACGUGAGGUCGCAGAGGGUGCGCUCCCUGCUGGGUCUAGCCGGCUCGGAGCACAACGGCUCCCUGGAAAACAAGAACCUGGAGCACAUCCUCAACGGAACGGAGUCCCCCGGCAAGAGGAGGGAGCAGGACGCCAAGAGGAGUCCCGGGGACGUCCUGGAGACGUUUAACUUCCUGGAGAACACGGAGGACAGUGAUGAGGAGGAGGAGGAAGAGGAGGGCGACAUGCUGGACCACAUCAACACGCACACGGCGCAGCGCAAGAAACACAAGAACAAGGUGGCUAACGAGGGGCUAGCGUCGGAGCUCGCGGAGGACGCGGACACGGAGGAGGCGCUGAAGGAGUUCGACUUCCUGGUGACGGCGGAGGACGGCGAGGGCGCCGGGGAAGCCCGCAGCUCCGGGGACGGCACCGAGUGGGCGGAGCCACUGCCAUACCCUGCCAGCGGGGGGAAGUCCUUCCUGCUGGGCGGCAACGAGGACGUCCUGGAGAACGUGCUCGGACUGGGUGACCUCGCUGACCUCACCGUCGCCAACGACGACCCCGACUACAGCUAUGAUCUGCCGUCCAGUAAGGACUCGUCCUUCCGGAAGACGUGGAGCCCCAAGUACACGCUGCGGAGCCACUUCGACGGGGUGCGGGCGCUGGCCUUCCACCCCGUGGACCCCUGCAUGGUCACGGUGUCCGAGGACCAGACGCUGAAGCUCUGGAACCUCACCAAGACCCUCCCCGCCAAGAAAAGUGCCUCUUUCGAUGUGGAACCCAUCUACACAUUCAGAGCCCACAUUGGUGCGGUGCUGUGUGUGGCUAUGAGCUCCAGUGGAGAGCAGUGUUUCACCGGAGGCAUCGACUCCAACAUCCACUCGUGGAACAUGCCCAGUUCUAACGUGGACCCCUACGACACCUACGACCCCAGCGUGCUGGCGGGCUCGUGGGCGGGGCAUACGGACGCCGUGUGGGGAUUGGCUUACAGCGGCAUCAAGAAGCGCCUGCUGUCGUGCUCGGCCGACGGGACGGUAAAGCUGUGGAACCCUCAGGACAAGGGCGGGGCCGUGUGCACCCUGAACGCCGACCGAGAGCACGGCAUUCCGACGUCGGUGGACUUCAACGGCUGUGACCCCGCCCACAUGGUGACAUCCUUCAGCAGCGGGGAUGUGGUCCUCUAUGACCUGGAGACCUCCCAGCAUGCACUGGUGCUGCACGGCCAGGGAGAAAGCACACUGCCAGGAGCCAAUCACAUCAACAAGGUGGUGAGCCACCCGACGCUCCCCCUCACCAUCACCGCCCACGAGGACAGACACAUCAAGUUCUACGACAACAAGACAGGUAAGGUGGUUCAUGACAUGGUGGCUCACCUGGACGCGGUCACCAGCCUGGCGGUCGACCCGAACGGCAUCUACCUGAUGUCAGGAAGUCACGACUGCUCGGUGCGUCUCUGGAGCGUGGACAGCAAGACGUGCGUCCAGGAGAUCACGGCCCACCGGAAGAAGAGCGAGGAGGCCAUCUACGACGUGGCCUUCCACCCCAGCAGGGCCUACAUCGCCUCCGCCGGCGCCGACGCCCUGGCCCGGGUCUACGUCUAGAGAGGACCGUACACACACAGACAGACGGACACACACACACACACACAGACACGUACAGAGACAC